UAUGAGUAUGUCUACUUGCCAAACAAGUACCGUGACCGUCUCUCUGCCUUCCGCCGCAAGCUGCGACUGAUCGGGUUGGAUAACAGCCGUGUACUUGAUGUGCACUAUCCGGCUCGUAACGUCGUAGCCUUGCUGAUCCAUUCGGCCUAUAAGGAGGAUCUCCUGAAGGUCAUGGCCAAGUACUCGCUUCCGGUCUUGACUGACUUUGAUCCUUUCUCUGGGGCCAACGUGAAGGAUCCUGCGUUUGCGUCUUUGGAUGCUGAUGCUCUCUCUGCCAAAGCACGCGAGUUGCAGCAAGCUCGUCUUGUCCGUGCUCUUGGCUAUAUCCGCGAACAAGUACGUAGACAGGUUGCCUACGACUUUGUUCGUCAAGGCUGGUUGUCG
Gilbertella persicaria is the source of this 384-nucleotide messenger RNA. RefSeq lists its product as uncharacterized. The record is from RefSeq and is a predicted model, not a curated record. The annotation marks the transcript as partial. Lineage: Eukaryota; Fungi; Mucoromycota; Mucoromycetes; Mucorales; Choanephoraceae. The transcript has a single exon.